AUGCUCGAUUUAGCACCCAAUCACACAAUUAUAACUGUUAACAAUCUGAACGUUCGGAAUUUAAAUGUUCUGAGUGAGGGUCGCCCAACAUCAAACGCUUUCGGCCAAAACAUCAACGAGCACAGCAGCGACAGCUCCACCACACCAGCCCACCUCGUCAGCCCUAAAACCGAGUUGGGAGGAAGAGAGAGGUUAGUCAGGUCAGCUGCAAAAAAUCAUGGUUGA
Dovyalis caffra is the source of this 225-nucleotide messenger RNA. Lineage: Eukaryota; Viridiplantae; Streptophyta; Magnoliopsida; Malpighiales; Salicaceae. The record is from the annotation of a GenBank genome assembly.